AUGAAUUUGUCUGAAAUACUCAACAACGCUAAGAAGGGCCGUGAGUUUGCUUUGCUGGGGAACUAUGAUUCUUCAGCUGUGUACUACCAGGGUGUCAUUCCACAGGUCCAAAAGCACUGCCAGUCUUUCAGUGAUCCUGGUCUUAAAGUCAAAUGGCAGAAGGUCCAGAAGGAACUGACAGAGGAGUAUGAGCAGGUGAAAGACAUCAUAAAAACACUAGAGAGCUUUAAGCUACCUAAGCCUAUUGACAACCUCGGACCUCAGACUGACGAGAAAGUUGAGGACCCGGAGGUUUGGCCCCCACCAAUUCCUGCUGAGCACAGGAAUCCCAUUGCAGUAAAGCGUCCACACAACGGCAUCAAGCAACAGAAGAAGGACUCACCUGGCCUGCAUCAUCGAGGGGCGGGACAAGGGGUGUGUGGUCAGGCCAUCCCUAAAACAGACCGGCAAGGACACAGAGAUGCUCGCAGCAACAAGGUCAAAGAUGAAAAGGCAAAGAAAGUGGGUGGCAGUGAGGGGGGAGAGUCAGAGCUGAAGAAGUUUGACAGCACAGGACAUGACAGUGAUCUGGUGGAGUCACUGGAGAGAGACAUUGUGUCUCGUAACCCUAACGUACACUGGGAUGACAUUGCUGAUCUGGAAGAUGCAAAGAAGCUGCUGAGGGAAGCCGUGGUGUUACCCAUGUGGAUGCCUGACUUCUUCAAGGGCAUUCGUCGGCCCUGGAAGGGAGUGUUGAUGGUCGGUCCUCCAGGGACAGGAAAGACCAUGUUAGCCAAAGCUGUGGCCACAGAAUGCGGGAUGACAUUCUUCAAUGUGUCCUCAUCCACCCUCUCAUCCAAAUACAGGGGCGAGUCUGAAAAACUUGUUCGUUUGCUCUUUGAACUGGCCCGGUUCUACGCUCCAACCACCAUCUUUAUAGACGAGAUCGACGCCAUCUGUAGCAGAAGAGGAACAUCGGAUGAACACGAGGCGAGCCGCAGGGUCAAAUCUGAGCUGCUGAUUCAGAUGGAUGGUGUGGGCGGAGCCCUGGAGAAUGAUGACCCCUCUAAGAUGGUGAUGGUCCUUGCUGCUACAAACUUUCCCUGGGACAUUGACGAGGCGUUACGACGACGUUUGGAGAAGCGGAUCUACAUCCCGCUGCCCACAGCUGUGGGCCGUGUGGAGCUCCUGAAAAUCAACCUGAGGGAGGUGGAGGUGGCCCAGGAUGUGGACCUGAACCUGAUUGCUGAGAAGAUCGAGGGCUACUCUGGGGCUGACAUCACCAACGUCUGCAGGGACGCGUCCAUGAUGGCCAUGCGCCGACGUAUCCAAGGCCUGCGCCCCGAGGAGAUCCGAGCCCUGUCCAAAGACGAGCUGCAGAUGCCUGUGACCAUGGAGGACUUCACCCUCACCCUCAAGAAGAUCUCCAAGUCCGUGUCUGCUGCCGACCUAGAAAAAUACAAAGCCUGGAUGCUCGAGUUUGGGUCUGUAUAAAA
Messenger RNA from Thalassophryne amazonica, 1475 nucleotides. It is a transcript of the gene katnal1, whose product is annotated as katanin p60 subunit A-like 1. Gene Ontology annotation, biological process: microtubule severing. The transcript is spliced from 10 exons. Gene Ontology annotation, cellular component: microtubule cytoskeleton. Bases 1 to 1473 code for a protein of 490 amino acids. Gene Ontology annotation, molecular function: microtubule severing ATPase activity; ATP hydrolysis activity; microtubule binding. Lineage: Eukaryota; Metazoa; Chordata; Actinopteri; Batrachoidiformes; Batrachoididae. The record is from RefSeq and is a predicted model, not a curated record.